Messenger RNA from Vicugna pacos (alpaca), 1999 nucleotides. Lineage: Eukaryota; Metazoa; Chordata; Mammalia; Artiodactyla; Camelidae. The record is from RefSeq and is a predicted model, not a curated record.
AGGGGCCCAGAGGGGUGGGGCUUUGUCAGGAGUUGAGGGAGACUUACUGAGGGGAGUAAAGACCCUGGGGGCCAGAAAUAUGAUUGAGGUAAUGCAGAAGGGGUUUCACCAUGUGAAAGUUAUCAGAGGCCUUGGAGGAGCAGUUUGAGCAGAGGUUGGGGACUGGCUCACCUGAAAAGUAUGUAGAAGUAAAUGAAGCCCCAUCCAGGCUAUGGGCAUCAAGACAGCGUUGCCCACGGUGGAGCUGGGCCUGUACUCCCUGGUACUGAGCGGGGCCCUAGCCUAUGCUGGCCGGGGCCUCCUGGAGGCUUCACAAGAUGGGGCCCACAGGAAGGCCUUCCGGGAGUCUGUGCGACCCGGCUGGGAGUACAUUGGCAGGAAGAUGGACGUGGCCGACUUCGAGUGGGUGAUGUGGUUCACCUCUUUCCGCAACGUCAUUGUCUUCGCCCUCUCUGGACAUGUGCUGUUUGCUAAACUCUGUACCAUGGUUGCCCCCCAGCUCCGCUCCUGGAUGUAUGCUGUGUAUGGGGUCCUGGCCGUGGUGGGCACGAUGGGCCCUUGGUACCUGCUGCUGCUACUUGGCCACUGUGUGAGCCUCUAUGUAGUCUCACUGUCAGGCCAGCCCUGGCUCUGUCUCAGCCUUGGCCUGGCCAGCCUCGCCUCCUUCAAACUGGACCCCCUAAUCUCCUGGCAGAGCGGGUUUGUAACAGGGACUUUUGAUCUUCAAGAGGUGCUGUUUCACGGGGGCAGCGGUUUCACGGUGCUACGCUGCAUCAGCUUUGCACUGGAGAGCUGUGCACACCCAGAGCGCCGCUACUCCCUAGCUGACCUGCUCAAGUACAAUUUCUACCUGCCUUUCUUCUUCUUCGGGCCCAUCAUGACCUUUGAUCGCUUCCACGCCCAGGUGAGCCAGGUGGAGCCGGUGAGACCCGAGGGUGAGCUAUGGCGCAUCCGGGCCCAGGCGGGCCUCAGCAUGGUGGCCAUUGUGGCCGUGGACAUCUUCUUCCACUUCUUCUACAUCCUCACUAUCCCCAGUGACCUCAAGUACGCCCACCGCCUCCCGGACAGCGCCCUCGCUGGCCUAGCCUACUCAAACCUGGUGUAUGACUGGGUGAAGGCGGCCGUCCUCUUCGGCGUCGUCAACACCGUGGCACGCCUCGACCACUUGGACCCGCCCCGGCCUCCCAAGUGCAUCACAGCGCUCUACGUCUUCGCUGAGACACAUUUUGACCGUGGCAUCAACGACUGGCUUUGCAAGUACGUGUAUGACCACAUUGGCGGGGAGCACUCUGCGGUGAUCCCGGAGCUGGGGGCCACCGUGGCCACGUUUGCCAUCACCACCCUGUGGCUCGGGCCCUGUGAUAUUGUCUACCUGUGGUCAUGCCUUAACUGCUUUGGCCUCAACUUUGAGCUCUGGGUACAGAAGCUGGCAGAGUGGGGGCCCCUAGCCCAAAUCGAGGUGAGCAGGGAAGGGCUGGGGCUGGGGACGGCGGAUGCGCUGGAAGGGGUGGUACUGCUGCUCUCUAGAGUCUUCCAGUCACACUUGGCUCCCAGUCCAGAACUUUCCCACCACCACCUCCUGGUUGUCAGAGGAGUGGCUCCCCCUGUGGGUGCCUGGCCCUCCCUACGUUCUGCAGGGUGGGGGGCACCUGGGCUUGGCUGUGUUGGUCAGGCCCUGCCCUCUCUAGACUUCAGUUUUCUCAUCUUUAACAACGAGGGAGAGCUGACCUGGGACUCUGAGAGACACAGGCACAGCCCCAGGACCUGGGUGGCCAUGUGGGCAAGGCCCCUGGCCCACCGUGUCCUCUUUCCCUGGGCCUUUGGCCUCACUGCCAAUGCCUUCCUGGACUGAGCAGGCCUCCCUGUCGGAGCAGAUGUCCCGCAGGGUCCGAGCCAUCUUUGGGGCUAUGAACUUCUGGGCCAUCGUCAUGUACAACCUUGUAAGCCUGAACAGCCUUGAGUUCACAGAGAUGGUCGCCCAGCGCCUGCUACUCAAAGG